This is a messenger RNA of Oncorhynchus gorbuscha (pink salmon), 3227 nucleotides long. RefSeq names its product CLN6 transmembrane ER protein b (gene cln6b). The coding region runs from base 474 to 1397 and encodes 307 amino acids. NCBI's taxonomy places the organism in Eukaryota, Metazoa, Chordata, Actinopteri, Salmoniformes, Salmonidae. The transcript has 8 exons. The record is from RefSeq and is a predicted model, not a curated record.
CAGACUCAUAGAACUGAAACACGCAUUUCAAAAUAGAUUCACUCAGCCGAACUGUGUGAUAAUAUUUCAGAACUCUCUUCAAGACACGGGUUAGACUUUGAGGGCAAUAACAGCCUGUGUCAACUAAUGCUGAGGAGAGGAACAUUGUGUAAACUACUGGAGAGUGUGGGACUCCCAUCUCGUCCAAGGCUAUUAUGUUACAGAUUGUCACUGAGCCUGUCAAUCUCUAUUGUUGCGUUCACUUUGCAAGGAGAGCAGCGGUGAGCGAAAGAAGAGGUUUUGAGGUCGGCAUUGUUAUUCGGAUCGUUGACUAGUCAAUUAUUCAACACAGAUCUACAAAUGGCUAUUUCCUUUGUGAAAUCUUAUUUUAGCAACUAGUUCCUUGGGCCAAGUUUAAAGGGACCGGUGGCUGCCAAGUCGGGUCUGAAAGAAGUGAUAUCGAGGAGAAUCUUCAUGGUUCUGUUGGAAGGGGGAUGCACGCGUCGAUGCGGAAACGGCAGAGCUAUGCUAUGCAGUCGUCAACUUUUCUCGCUAGGCAUGGGUCCAGAGACAUGGACUCAUCUCUGCUGAAGCCCAAGUUCCACCUGGACCUGUGGGUCAGUUUCACCAUCCAGAACUGGCUGCUGGACUUCGGGAGGCCCAUUGUCAUGAUCAUCCUCCCUCUAGAGUGGUUCCCCCUGAACAGACCCAGUGCUGGGGACUACUUCCACAUGGCUUACAACAUCAUCACACCCUUCCUGCUUCUCAAGUUGAUCGAGCGUAGCCCCAAGACCCUGCCCCACGCCGCCGUGUACCUGUGCAUCAUCACCUUUGUGAUGGGUGCCAGCAUUCACCUGGUGGGUGACUCCAUUAACCAUCGCCUCCUGUUGAGUGGUUACCAGCUCCACUUGUCUGUCAGAGAGAACCCCAUCAUCAAGAACCUCCAGCCUGCCUCUCUGAUAGAUUCCUUUGAGCUACUUUACUAUUAUGAUGAAAAGCUUGGCCAUUCCAUGUGGUAUGUUCCCUUCUUCCUCAUCCUCUUCCUCUACUUCACUGGUUGCUUCACACACAUCAAGGAGGAGAAGAGGAUGCCGCUCGCUGCUUGGUUUCUUCUCGCUCCCAGCGCCGUCUACUAUUGGUACCUGAUCACAGAGGGCCAGAUCUUCAUCCUCUUCAUCUUCACCUUCUUCGCCAUGACGGCCACAGUGAUGCACCAGAAACGUAAAGGCUUUGUCCCUGAUAGCAAUGGGCUCUUCCUGCUCUACAGUUUCUCCAUCGCCCUGGGUCUGGUCAGCAUCUGGGUGGCUUGUCUCUGGAGCGACCAGGUCCUCCGCAAGAAAUACCGCGGGGUCAUCUACAUACCGGAGCCUUGGGCCUUCUACACUCUGCACAUCAGAGACAAGGGGGCAUCAGCUUGAGCAAGGCGAAUUGCAGAAUCGGUAAUCUUGAUCACAUAAUGAGUAGCUACUUUGGAUGCAGGUGCACAGCAGAGACAAUCAGCGUGUUGGAUGGAAUCAGUUUGAACAAGCGAGGCACAGAAUCACUUAUCUUGAUCACCCAUAAUAUAAUGAGUAGCUAUCUGGGAUGCGAGGUGAUUUGCAGAUUUUUCCCAUUCCGACUGCAAUGCAGUCGAUCUCCAACACGCGCACACAAUCACUAGCUGCUCAAAUGACUCACUCUAGUCAUGUGUGCUGGGAGGAAAAGAAAGAGGGAUAGAGCACGAGUUUACCUACUAUGCAACAAAAAUACAAAAUUAAGAGAUGUUGAGGGGUACUGUACUCUUGGGACUGUGUCAAGAACUUGAAUUAUCUCCGAAGUGAAGUAACUUUUUUUUUUACUAAGGUUUAAGUUACCUAAGAUAAAUUAACUUGAUUGCGUAUGCAGAUACAGAUAUGAAAUUCCUCCAUUGCUUAUUUUUACAGAGAACUGAUGUGGUGUAAUCAAUGCAAGCCCUGUUGAUUGUGUCAUAUGUCUCAGAACAGUAGAGCUCAGAACAGUGGAGCUGAGCCAGCACCAUCUGGCAACACUGAAUGGAGAUUGGAGAAACUGAAUGUAUGAUUCUCCUGGGAUUCCUGCAGAGAUGCUUUUCGAUCACACACACUCACCAGGGUUGGGGUCCAUUUCAUUUUGGUGUCAAUGCCAUUUCCAGUCAAUUCAGGAAGUACACUGAUUUUCCUUGUUGAAAAGCUACGGAAUAGAAUUGACCCAAACUCGGUCACUCACUCUAUACCCUUUAUCAGGAUUGAAAAGAUCAUUAUAGUUUUAUCAAUGUUCAGAAGCAGAUUUGAUGUAGUUCCUUGGAUGAUAUGAAGUCAUCUUAGCUUUUAUUAUGAUGUGCACCACCAACACUGUGAGGAAAUUUUAGCUGACAAUGUUUUAUUAUGGCUUGACUCAUUUUAAAUAUUUUUUCAAUGUCUACCUUUAUCUUUUCCACCUUGUUUCAUACUGUGUUCUUGUAGAAUGUAAAGGUACACUCAGCUAAAUGACAGCACCAGAGAUGAGCGAGAUGCAACACUUUGCUCUCACACAGUCACACACAGUAUCUGCGCAUGUGCACGGAUUCAGGUCACACUGUUCACAGUGUGGUAGCCUGGGCACCAAAACUGCCAAAGUUGAGGCUCAUCGCUUUUAGUUGUUUGCAGAAAUUGACCCACUAUACUGUUUCAUUUCUGCAUCUACAUCAUAUCGCUGAGUCUACCUUUAAGAGAGGAAAAUAUUGCCUAAUUAUUUUCCUAUAUUCCAAUAUAUAUAUUCUAUACUGUCCUUGUCCAAACUGUUGUUGUAGCCUAUAAAAAGCCAUAAAUAAUGAAUUAUGUUUAGUUUGUGUUGUAUGCUCACUCACACAAGUACAGAUUGUAAGGUCUGAAAUGUCCCAAUGCGGCAAACUCAAACUGUUAGACAUAGCUGUUAUUAUAACCUGGGUGGUUUGAGCCCUGAAUGCUGAUUGGCUGACAGCUGUGGUAUAUCAGAACGUAUACCACGGGUAUGACAAAACAUUUAUUGGUAACCAGUUUAUAAUAGCAAUAAGGCAACUCUGGGGUUUGUGGUAUAUGGCCAAUAUACCACGGCUAAGGGCUGUAUCCAGGCACUCUGCGUUGCGUUGUGCUUAAGAACAGCCCUUAGCCGCAGUAUAUUGACCAUAUUCUUUUACGUUGUUUUUCAUCUUAUCUCCGAAUUGAAUGUGCACAGCCGGCAAGACUCAUUUCCCCCAUGGACCGGCUUGUAAAUAAAGCAUCCACCAUUCAGGC